AUGGAAACAAAGACAUUAUCACAAUCAAUCAAUCAACAUAUUGGUGAAUCAUAUAAUGGAAAGGUGUACAAGUAUCAUGGUACAUCAUAUAUUUACCAGGCCAAUCAUCAACGUCAUAUAUCAAAGUAUUCCAAGAGGAAGGCAAGAGAUAUCCAAGCUCAAUUGGAGUUGGCCAGUCAUCAUGCCAACAAUCUCAACAACCUCAACAGCAAUGGACAACAACCAGAAGUAGUGGCAGAUGAGGCAGUAGUGGCAGCAGCCAAUUUAAACAUCAGUGGCAAUCAUAUUAGUAAUGUCACUCAUAUUCAAUCUGAGCCACAAGGACCUAGCAACACAAGCCAAGAAGAUAGCAUACUUGGUGUCAGUUCCAAGUUCAAGAAGAUGACUCUCAAUGUAUCAGCUUCGACUCAGAAGUACCUUGAGAAGCUUGGUGCAGCUGCAGGCCAGACCCGUUCGCAAAGAACUGACUCCAACGACAUUGACGAGUUGAAGCUACUUCUUCAUCAGCUCAAGAAGGAUAUGAGGGCCAUUGAGAAGGUUGGCAAAUCAAUCAUAGAGUCAACUCAAAAGGAGACAUCAGGUAUACUGUUUGGAGAGUUGAUCAAAGGGUUUGGAGAGGGUGCAUUCAAGUCAACGAAUGAGGGAAUGGCAUUGAGAGAGCUUGGUGAACAUAUUAUGGGCUUUGAAGAGGACCGCAUGGAAGAGAAGAUGGACAAUGUUGGAGGGAUGGUCGAGCCCAUGGUUCUAUUCUAUCGCGAGGAUCUAAAGAAGUCCAGAGAGCUCAAGAGGAAACAAAAUAUGUGUAGGAUUAAGUUUGAACAGGCCACGAUGAACUUGAAAGAGACAAAGAAGAAGCAUGACUUGUUCUCCAACAAGAUGAUCAAUGCAAAGAAGGAGUUGGAGGACUCCAAGAACAUGUAUAGUGGCACAACAAAGGAGUUUAUGGAGAACAUGAAUUCUAACAAGGCCACGCUUCAGUCAAACUUGAAGAAGAUGAUCAAAGAGUAUGCCAGUGUCCAAAUCGACAGUUACCGCGAGGCCAUGGAGUCCUGGGAGGACAUCUACGACUCGUUGGACAUCAUCCUCCCCGAGGACGAGGAGGAAGAAGAGGAGAAUGUGACUGCCAAAGCUGGUCCAGGUCAGAAGUAG
Acytostelium subglobosum LB1 is the source of this 1149-nucleotide messenger RNA. RefSeq lists its product as hypothetical. The record is from RefSeq and is a predicted model, not a curated record. NCBI's taxonomy places the organism in Eukaryota, Evosea, Eumycetozoa, Acytosteliales, Acytosteliaceae. Bases 1 to 1149 code for a protein of 382 amino acids. The transcript has 3 exons.